Molecule: messenger RNA, 2302 nt
Organism: Drosophila kikkawai
Lineage: Eukaryota; Metazoa; Arthropoda; Insecta; Diptera; Drosophilidae
Source: RefSeq, a predicted model, not a curated record
CGGUGAGAAUGUUCCGUUAAUAAAAUUAUCGUUUCAUCGAAUGCGAUUUAACAGCGCGUGUGUGUGUGUGAGUGCGUGGGCGGCUUGCAGUGAGAACGCUGCUUGUGAAGUGCGUGUCAAGAAGCGGUGAGAACGCCGCAUUCAUUGUGUGCCAAAAUAAGGAAGAUUUAAGAUUUUAUUCAAUUUUUUCAAGUAAAAAUCUUUUGAAGCGCAAGAGCACGGUGUGGCCGCGUGUUUAGAAAAAGCGAAACAAAACGGAAAUCACAAAACGAAAAACAAACAAUCAAGAAAUCAAGUUGUAUAUAGAAGAAAAGAAAUUAUACGGCACGUACGCGUAGUCUCGUAAUCAUUGAUUACGCCUACAAUUAGUAUAUAUACGAUCGGGUCGAUUAGCUGUAAGAAAAACUGAAUAACAUCGUUCGCCCUGGACCAAAAUCAAAGAAUCUGUGUCAGCUAAUCAAACUAAAAAGAAAUCUGUCAGAAACAGUGAUUGGAGCUAUCAUUUCGAUUUAAGUAAUGGCCGAGGAAGACAAAGUUCAAGAAUACGAUCAUCGCAUUCUCAGUGAUUGGUCCAACGUUAACAGCACGAAUGGAACCAUGAACUAUUCCGAGGAUAUGGUAUUCAACGACGGCCACCGCUUGUCCAUCACAGUAUACAGCAUACUGUUUGUGAUCUCAACAAUUGGCAACUGCACCGUGCUCUAUCUGCUGACCAAGCGGCGACUGCGGGGUCCCUUGCGGAUUGAUAUCAUGCUAAUGCAUCUGGCCAUCGCCGAUCUAAUGGUGACGUUCCUCCUGAUGCCAAUGGAGAUCGUGUGGGCCUGGACGGUGCAGUGGCUCUCCAACGAUCUGAUGUGCCGCCUCAUGAGCUUCUUUCGCGUCUUCGGCCUGUACUUGUCCAGCAACGUGAUGGUCUGCAUAUCGCUCGACAGAUACUAUGCCAUACUGAAGCCUCUGCAGCGCUCCUAUAACCGCGGACGCGUCAUGCUGGCCUGCGCCUGGCUGGGAUCUGUUGUCUGCAGUAUUCCUCAGGCCUUUCUGUUCCAUUUGGAGGAGCAUCCAGUGGUUAAGGGCUACUUUCAGUGCGUCAUAUUCCACUCUUUCAAGAGUGAGUUUGACGAAAAGCUCUAUCAGAUCGCCUCGAUGUGCGGGAUGUAUGCCUUUCCCCUGAUUGUUUUCAUCUAUUGCUACGGCGCCAUUUACCUGGAGAUCUACCGGAAGAGCCAGCGAGUGCUUAAGGAUGUGAUUGCAGAGCGAUUCAGGCGCUCCAAUGAUGAUGUCCUAAGCAGGGCCAAAAAGCGCACUCUCAAGAUGACGAUCUCGAUUGUGAUCGUAUUCAUAGUCUGCUGGACUCCCUACUACACCAUUUGCAUUUGGUACUGGCUGGACAAGCCCUCGGUGGAGAAGGUCAAUCCGCUGGUGCGCAAAGCACUCUUGAUCUUUGCCUCAACGAACUCCUGCAUGAAUCCUUUGGUCUACGGCCUCUAUAACAUACGCGGCAGAAUGAACAAUAACAAUCCGUCCGUGAACAACCGGCACACAUCGCUGUCGAAUCGCCUGGACUCAUCCAAUCAGCUCAUGCAGAAGCAGCUGACGAACAACUCGCUAAUCAACAACGGUCAUGGCCAAGUGAUGGCCGCAGCCGUGGCUGCCACCACAAAGUUGGCCCAUGUCGUGGGUCUGAAGAGCUCCGCCAAUUCGAACGGAUCGGCUGCAGCGGUGGGCAUAGUGGUGUCCCUCCCACCGCCGUCCCCAAUGACAGUGGCCAUUGCGCCGCUGGCCAGCGACGGCGAGACCAACGAUGACUCGAGCCUCAGUGUGGUCACCAUCAGAUGUCAGGAGCAGCCCAGGUUCUGCCAGAAGUAAUUUCGCUGUGGCGACUCCAUCGAAAUGACCAGUGUGGUUAAGUAAACAAUAGCCAAGAGGGCUCCAACAGCAACUGGAUCAAUUAAGCGAUCUGCUACUGUUCAUCUGGAGGUGUCGGCUUGGAACAAAGGGCGUCUAAUUUGCUAACCAGCUUUGUUUGGGAUUUUCAUCAUAAAUUCUUUUGGCAUUUGCAUUUAGCUAACGACAAAUUAAAAUGUUUUCAAGACAACGAACACGGUGCCCAGGUCAGAUCAAAAUUCCGAAUCCAAAUAGCUUUGGUUUAGGCUUGGUUUGUUUGGAAAACAAAGUUAUUGCUAAGGAAAUACGCUUAAGUCGUAAUACCGCUUACUAUUAGAUAUACUCCGGUUAGUUGAAAUAUUGCUUAAUUUAAAAUAAUUUAUUCAUAGCAACGAAAUAAAACAAAACCAUAUCGAAA